This is a messenger RNA of Carya illinoinensis, 702 nucleotides long. RefSeq lists its product as uncharacterized. The coding region runs from base 1 to 702 and encodes 233 amino acids. The record is from RefSeq and is a predicted model, not a curated record. The transcript has a single exon. NCBI's taxonomy places the organism in Eukaryota, Viridiplantae, Streptophyta, Magnoliopsida, Fagales, Juglandaceae. Gene Ontology annotation, molecular function: RNA-DNA hybrid ribonuclease activity; nucleic acid binding.
AUGGAGAUAGCCAUGAGAGUGACAAAGGAAGGGCAGCCAAGAGAUCUUGAGAAGUUUUUUCUUAUGGCCUGGUCCUUUUGGUAUAGAAGGAACCUUUUUUACUUUGAAGAGCAGGUUCAGCACCCACAACAGUCUGUGGAUCAUGCCAUGUCUUUAUUUAAGGAGUCUCGAGAAGCUCAAGCCAGCACUAAACAGAACAUGGUAAGGGAUAUGAGGUGGAAACCCCCCCCUAUAGGAGCUCUAAAAAUCAACACGGAUGGGGCUAUGUUUCAGGGAUGCUGUACCUCAGGUGUGGGAGUUAUCUUAAGAGAUGAAAAAGGAAAGGUAAUUCUGGCUGCGUGUAAAAAAGAACCUGAGUUCUCUGACCCUAUGGAAGUGGAGCUUCUUGCCAUCCUGAGGGGGCUACAGCUGUGUAUCCCGUUGGGCAUUGGUGAGUUGAUUGUGGAAACAGACUCAAUGCUCAGUGUAAGAGCCUUAACAGCAGAAGGGGAGUCCAUGUCUCCCCAUGGUAACCUGAUCUAUUCCAUACUCAGCCUCUCUAAACAGCUACCAAAGGUGACAUUCCAACAUGCCGGCAGAGUGCACAAUGCAGCAGCUGAUGGUCUAGCAAAACUAGCAAGAUUUGUAGAGGAUUUAACAGUUUGGUGGGAAUCAAUUCCCGAGUGUAUCUCCCAAAUUGUUUGGCAUGAGGCUAGCUUGUAA